This is a messenger RNA of Ricinus communis (castor bean), 4033 nucleotides long. RefSeq names its product importin-5. Lineage: Eukaryota; Viridiplantae; Streptophyta; Magnoliopsida; Malpighiales; Euphorbiaceae. Gene Ontology annotation, molecular function: protein binding; nuclear import signal receptor activity. Gene Ontology annotation, cellular component: nucleus; cytoplasm. The record is from RefSeq and is a predicted model, not a curated record. Gene Ontology annotation, biological process: protein import into nucleus. Bases 150 to 3530 code for a protein of 1126 amino acids. The transcript is spliced from 20 exons.
UUUCUUUUCUCCUUCGCUCUUUCUCUCUAUUCUCUCUUUCUCGCACUAAAAAGAAAAAAAAAAACACAAAACACAAAACACAAACAAAAACAGAAGAGAGAGCCACCACCUAUCCAAACCCUAAAACACUCAAACCCUAGCCUACAGCCAUGGACGAGUCAGCUCAGCAACUCCAGCUCCAACAAGCACAGCUCGCUGCCAUCCUCGGCCAAGACUCAGCUCCAUUCGAAACCCUGAUUUCAUCGCUUAUGUCAUCAUCAAACGAGCAACGAUCACAAGCAGAAGUCUUAUUCAAUCUCUGCAAACAAACAGAUCCAAACACUCUUUCACUAAAGCUCUCUCACCUCUUACAAUUCUCCCCUCACGUCGACGCACGUGCCAUGUCUGCCGUCCUCCUCCGUAAGCUUCUCACACGUGACAAUCACGUGGUCGUCGACACCGAUUCUUCGUCUUAUCUCUGGCCACGCCUCUCUCUCGCUACUCAAUCUUCGAUUAAAUCUAUCCUCUUAACUUCUAUUCAACAUGAAUCGACCAAGUCUAUUUUGAAAAAGCUAUGCGACACCGUUUCUGAGCUUGCUGCUAAUAUUUUACCUGAUAAUGGUUGGCCUGAAUUAUUGCCGUUUAUGUUUAAUUGUGUGUCGUCUGAUUCUGCGAAAUUGCAAGAAUCAGCUUUUCUGAUUUUUGCGCAGUUGUCUCAGUAUAUUGGUGAGAGUUUGAUUCCUUUUAUUAAGGACUUGCAUACUGUGUUUUUACAGUGUUUGGGUUCAUCGCCGAGUUUUGAUGUUAAAAUUGCUGCUUUGAAUGCUGUGAUUAAUUUUAUUCAGUGUUUGACUAGCUCCGCUGAUCGAGAUAGGUUUCAGGAUUUGUUGCCUGCUAUGAUGAGAACCUUGACUGAGGCUUUAAAUAAUGGUAAUGAAGCUACAGCUCAAGAGGCUUUAGAGCUUUUGAUUGAAUUAGCAGGUACUGAGCCGAGGUUUUUGAGGAGGCAAUUGGUGGAUGUGGUUGGUUCCAUGUUGCAGAUUGCCGAAGCAGAGAGUUUAGAAGAAGGGACUAGACAUUUGGCAAUCGAGUUUGUGAUUACCUUGGCGGAGGCGAGGGAGAGAGCGCCUGGAAUGAUGAGGAAGUUACCACAGUUUAUAAGUAGGUUGUUUGCGAUUCUAAUGAGGAUGCUGUUGGAUAUUGAGGAUGAUCCUGCUUGGCAUAGUGCGGAAAAUGAGGAUGAAGAUGCUGGCGAGACAAGUAAUUAUAGUGUUGGACAAGAGUGUUUAGAUAGGUUGGCAAUUUCAUUGGGUGGGAAUACCAUUGUUCCUGUUGCGUCUGAACAGUUGCCUGCUUAUUUGGCUGCUCCUGAAUGGCAGAAGCACCAUGCUGCUCUUAUUGCUCUUGCUCAAAUUGCUGAGGGUUGUUCUAAGGUAAUGAUAAAAAAUCUGGAACAUGUAGUGUCAAUGGUUCUGAACUCAUUCCAUGAUCCCCAUCCUCGUGUGAGAUGGGCAGCUAUUAAUGCAAUUGGCCAGCUGUCUACAGAUUUGGGUCCAGAUUUGCAAAACCAAUACCAUCAAAGGAUAUUGCCAGCACUGGCUUCUGCAAUGGAUGAUUUCCAGAAUCCUCGAGUACAGGCACAUACUGCUUCAGCAGUGCUCAACUUCAGUGAGAACUGUACUCCAGAGAUUUUAACACCCUAUUUAGAUGGAAUAGUAAGCAAAUUGCUUGUACUGCUACAGAAUGGAAAACAAAUGGUGCAAGAGGGAGCUUUAACUGCCUUGGCUUCGGUUGCUGAUUCAUCUCAGGAGCACUUUCAGAAAUACUAUGAUGCUGUUAUGCCGUACCUGAAAACUAUUUUAGUGAAUGCAACAGACAAGUCUAACCGUAUGCUUCGUGCCAAAUCCAUGGAGUGCAUCAGUCUAGUUGGGAUGGCUGUUGGGAAGGAUAAGUUUAGAGAGGAUGCUAAGCAGGUUAUGGAGGUCCUGAUGUCUUUGCAAGGAUCUCAAAUGGAGACAGAUGAUCCAACAACAAGUUACAUGCUACAAGCAUGGGCCAGACUUUGCAAGUGUUUGGGACAAGAUUUUCUUCCAUACAUGGCUGUUGUCAUGCCACCUUUGCUUCAGUCUGCACAACUCAAGCCAGAUGUAACAAUUACAUCAGCAGAUUCUGAUAAUGAUAUUGAUGAUUCAGAUGAUGAAAGUAUGGAGACCAUUACCCUUGGAGACAAAAGGAUAGGGAUCAAGACCAGUGUGUUGGAAGAAAAAGCAACUGCUUGUAACAUGUUGUGCUGCUAUGCGGAUGAGCUUAAGGAAGGGUUCUUUCCAUGGAUUGAUCAGGUUGCCCCAACCCUCGUCCCCCUUCUGAAAUUUUACUUUCAUGAAGAAGUUAGGAAAGCAGCUGUUUCAGCCAUGCCGGAGCUACUGCGUUCUGCAAAGUUAGCUGUAGAGAAGGGGCUGUCUCAAGGUCGCAAUGAGUCUUAUGUAAAGCAGUUGUCUGACUAUAUUAUUCCAGCUCUGGUUGAAGCAUUACAUAAGGAACCCGAUACUGAGAUUUGUGCGAAUAUGUUGGAUGCAUUAAAUGAGUGCUUACAGAUAUCUGGAACACUUGUUGAUGAAGGUCAGGUGCGAUCAAUUGUGGAUGAGAUAAAACAAGUGAUCACAGCUAGUUCUAGCAGGAAAAAAGAGAGAGCAGACAGAGCCAAAGCUGAAGAUUUUGAUGCUGAGGAGGGAGAGUUGAUUAAAGAAGAAAACGAGCAAGAGGAAGAAGUUUUUGACCAAGUGGGUGAAAUCCUGGGAACUUUAAUCAAAACAUUUAAAGCCUCUUUCUUGCCUUUCUUUGAUGAGCUAUCGACCUAUCUAACUCCUAUGUGGGGCAAGGAUAAGACUGCUGAAGAAAGAAGGAUUGCAAUUUGCAUUUUUGAUGAUGUUGCAGAGCAAUGUCGUGAGACAGCUCUUAAAUACUAUGAUACGUAUCUUCCAUUCCUAUUAGAGGCUUGCAACGAUGAAAACCCAGAUGUUCGACAGGCAGCUGUAUAUGGACUUGGAGUUUGUGCCGAGUUUGGUGGAUCAGUAUUUAAACCUCUUGUUGGCGAGGCCCUUUCGAGACUAAAUGUUGUGAUUCAACAUCCCAAUGCUAAGCAAUCUGAAAAUGUCAUGGCAUAUGAUAAUGCUGUUUCUGCUUUAGGGAAAAUUUGUCAGUUCCAUCGUGAAAGUAUAAAUUCAGCUCAGAUUGUUCCAGCAUGGUUAAACUGUUUGCCAAUAACAGGUGAUUUAAUUGAAGCAAAAGUUGUUCAUGAACAGCUUUGUUCAAUGGUGGAGAGGUCGGACAGUGAACUUUUGGGUCCCAACAAUCAGUAUCUUCCAAAAAUUGUCUCAGUAUUUGCUGAGGUUCUUUGUGGUAAGGAUCUGGCAACAGAACAAACUGCAAGCCGAAUGGUUAACCUGUUGAGGCACCUUCAGCAGACUUUACCCCCAGCAACAUUGGCUUCAACUUGGUCAUUGUUGCAUCCACAGCAACAAAUGGCAUUACAAUCGAUUCUCUCCUCAUAGUGGCUGGCAGUAGGCGUCAUACUGGCUCUGGGAAAGAUGCAAACUCCAGUCUCUACGAGUGAGAGUACUAUUUAUUACCCCCCCAUUCUUUUGCAUAAGAUGGUUCUCCCAUCAUUUGUUUUUGCACGAAAUUCUGCAGCAACCUCGCAUCAAGUUUUAUAGAGUGUGAAAGCCCAUCAUCAUUGCGAUUGAAGUGAAAUCCUUUUUUUUUUUUUUUUUUGUAGAAUGUGUAUAUUAUUUAUAAGUGUUAAUUUAUAGUUGUUCUCCAAUCAAGUCGAUGAGGAAGAAAAGAAAAGUGUAGGCAUUUGUGGUUUGGUUUCAUAUUUCUUAUUUCAUUUUUGGGUUGGCGCGUGAGGUUUGAGGGUUGUCAGUGAGGCAAUUCUUGUCGCAGUUUUGGUCCAUUAUGGUUCUUUUUCCUUUUCAUACAAACUUCCUGAUUGUGGUUAUUGUAUGGAUUGAAAUUUUGAAUGUGAUUCUUUCAUUGUAUUUGUGAUUUUGAGUCA